Oncorhynchus keta (chum salmon) is the source of this 3165-nucleotide messenger RNA. Its product is annotated as band 4.1-like protein 3. Gene Ontology annotation, molecular function: cytoskeletal protein binding. The transcript is spliced from 20 exons. Bases 125 to 2839 code for a protein of 904 amino acids. Gene Ontology annotation, cellular component: cytoskeleton; plasma membrane. The record is from RefSeq and is a predicted model, not a curated record. Lineage: Eukaryota; Metazoa; Chordata; Actinopteri; Salmoniformes; Salmonidae.
GAGACUCUGAUGCUGUAGCAGGAUCACAACCAAGAAGAAGCAACCGCGACUAAACUACAACCACGGAUAUUUUGCUCACGCAGUACCGGACGGACAGAGAAGGCACUACACCGUGUGAUUGGCCAUGAUGACUGAAUCAGGAGCGGACUCUGAGCCCAAGCAGCAGAAGGAGAAAGGAGGAAAGGCAGUUGAACACUUCCCAGCUGCCACUGGACACAGUACACCAGCCAGAAAUAACCAGUUUGAGGACUUUUCAUCUACCAGAUCAUCGACCAGUCGCCUGUCAAUCAAGUCUCCACUGAGGGGAGUCAAGAAGCUGAAGAACAUGCAGUGUAAAAUCACCCUGCUAGAUGGCUCCGACUACACCACGACGGUGGACAAACAAGCCAGAGGCCAGCUGCUGUUUGCCAAGGUGUGUGACCAUCUGAACCUGCUGGAGACGGACUACUUUGGCAUGACGUACCGUGACGUGGAGAACCAGAAGAACUGGCUGGACCCUAACAAGGAACUGAAGAAGCAGAUAAGGACUGGCCCUUGGAACUUUGCCUUCAAUGUCAAGUUCUACCCCCGAGACCCUGCCCAGCUCUCUGAGGACAUCAGCAGGUACUACCUGUGUCUCCAGCUGCGUGAUGACAUGGUGUCUGGUCGUCUCCCCUGUUCCUUCACCACCCACACCAUACUGGGCUCCUACACGGUUCAGUCAGAGCUGGGGGACUACGACCCCGAGGAGACGGAGUACAACAGAGAGCUCCGCUUCGCUCCGAACCACACCAAGGAACUAGAAGAUAAGGUCAUGGACCUACACAAGAACCACAAAGGGAUGACCCCAGCUGAAGCAGAGAUGCACUUCCUGGAGAAUGUUAAGAAACUGUCCAUGUAUGGGGUAGAUCUCCAUCACGCUAAGGACUCUGAAGGCUUAGAGAUCAUGCUAGGAGUGUUCUCCAGUGGGCUCCUCAUCUAUAGAGACAGACUGAGAAUCAACCGCUUCGCCUGGCCCACGGUCCUAAAGAUCUCCUACAAGAGAGACAACUUCUACAUCAAGAUACGCCCUGGAGAGUUUGAGAGCAUGAUUGGCUUCAAGCUGCCUAACCACCGUGCAGCCAAGCGACUGUGGAAGACUUGUGUUGAGCAACAUACAUUCUUCAGACUGGUGUCUCCCGAGGCCCCCCCGAAGAAGUUCCUAGGUCUUGGUUCUAUGUUCCGCUAUAGCGGUAGAACCCAGGCUCAGACCCGGAGAGUCUCCUCUCAGAUCAUCAGGGCCGCGCCCUUCUUCGAACGCUCCUCCUCCAAACGCUACCCCAUGUCACGGAGUCUCGACGGAGUACCCAUAACAGAGAACCACCACACCCUGAUGAUGAGGGAAGCUACACCAGCCAAAGCUGUCGCCACCGGAGACCUGAUUCCCACGGUAACCCCAGAGAAGAAGACAGAGGAGGAGGAGGAGGCUGGGGAAGAGGCGGAGCAGACCUUCGCCGACGAGAUGUCGGAUUGCAACGUCAUUUCAACCCCGCUCAGACAUGACAACAAGACGGACAGCGAGCAAACUGACUUUGACUUGGACGGAGAAACCACGGCCUCCGAGUCGGAGCCAGAGGAUGAUUACUCUGAAAAGAAGACACAGGACACAGAAGAGUUGGAGGAGAAGGCGAAGCACCAGAGAGACAUCAGCUCCUUCCUAGAGAUACCAGGCGGUGCUGACGCCCCGGGACUGAAGAGACUGUCCCCGUCUUCUCCAGCACGUUCCCACAGCGGGGGAGUGGAGGAGGCACCUAUGAUCGAACCACUAGACACCCGACAGGACCCAGAGCCAGAGGAGGUUCCUGCUGCUGAGGAAGAGAUGCAGCAGGAGGUACAAGCUAAUGCCAUUGAGGCUACAGACAAGUCAGGCAUGGUGGACCCUAGUGAUUUUAUGGUGGGGGCGGAGACUGCUGGAGCACAGGGGAGUUGCCUGAUGACUCUGGAGGACACCUUGGAGGACAUCACCAGUGACUGGAUGGACAGAGAGACGGACGAAGAAAAAGAGGACAGAGAAGGAAAGAAAUCACCGGUGUCUCCAGAGCUAAAUAUUAGUCCAGGGACAGUCAGACAGGAAGUCUCUACGGCCAUCUUGGACAAGAGAGGAACACUCAUCAUCCUGAGGGAAAUGGAGUCUGAAGACAAGAUGGACGCCAGUGACCAGAUGGAUAACGGCGCAACCUUCACCGACCAGGAUGAAGGAGGGGGGAGUCUUCCCAUCAAGGAGGAUGACGUUGGAGAUGGUCUGACCCGAUCGAAGGAAAACGAUACCCAAUUCACCUUGAAUGAAGAAGAGACUGGCGGUGAGGUAGAUGCUGAGACCACGUCUAUGGAGACCAGCAACGAGAGACUUAACUUAAACCAGACUGAGACUGAAGACGAAUCGGGUGGUAUUAACCCACUGGAGAUGAGUGACGCUCCGUAUUCCUCUGUGGUCAUCACAAAGACAGAUGAAAGGUCAGAGGUCGCCAGGAGGUCACGUGAGGAGGCGACAGACUUGGACCGGAUUACCCAGGACGCACCACUACAGAGAGAGGAGUCGCGCGGCCAGGACGAAGCCCGGAGCGACCUGUCACAGUCGAGCUUCGCCAACGGUCAAUUUGACACCAAACCAUCGCCUGGAUCUCGAGCCAUGAGCUCAGCUGGAGAGGAGGAGGAAACAGGAGGAAGCCAAGAAGCACCUGAGACAGCACCUACGAAACCCGAGCCAGCAGAGGAGUCGAUCACGAAGGAGGUUCCUGUUGUCCACACAGAGACGAAAACCCAUGAGUCUUCAGAGGUGUGUUCAUUUGGGCAGAAGAAGAGAAAAGGAAAGCAACACUGAGUUUCUACUUGGUUCAGGAGUAAGGACAGCUCUAUAUCCCCCCCCCUGGUAGAAGGACUCGCCCUCCAACCUCCUCCAGCGUCAUGAUGGACCUCAUUACAUUACUGUGCCCGCCUGCUGGGCCUGUUAUAACUACAGUCGAGACUAUAGAGCCAGCCUGUUGUUCUACAGACGGACUCUGCUCCGUAGAAAUAUAACCUAUAGAACGGGCCUCCCCAUUCCAGUCAAUGAUGGCAUGAUAGAUUGUAAUUCUAUGCUUUGUUCUCAAUGGGGCCCGAUCCAUGUGCUUAACUUGGACUUUGUAAAAAAAAUCAUCCAUUGAUGUC